GAGCUGUCAAUCAAACGUUCUUGUGCGUCAUUUCCGUUGUCAGGUGGUGCUGUCGCUGUGGAAAGAUGCGAUCAGCGAGAAGCGGAGGCUUUUCCUUAAUUGCUCAUUUCAGUAAUAGAGGCUAAACAACGCGAAACUAAAACCCCCGAAGCUUCUCCCGGUUGAGAGAGAAGCUCCGUACACCCACCACAGAGUUCGCCUGAGAAAUGUUGAUAUUUUAAGAGGACAACGCAGAUCUUAGCCGGCGGUUUUGGCUUUGAGAGCUCCAGUAUGUCCAAACGGCGCUCGUCAGAGAGGGGGGCUGGAGAGACAUCAGGCAGGGCCAGCAAGCUGCAGUGUCCUGGGAUAUCUGGCAGUAACGCCAAGAGAGCCGGCCCCUUCAUCCUCGGACCUCGCCUGGGCAACUCGCCAGUACCGAGUAUAGUCCAGUGUUUGGCCAGGAAAGAUGGCACAGAUGACUUCUAUCAACUUAAAAUCCUGACGCUGGAGGAGCGAGUGGACUCUGCGGGGGAAACCCAGGAGGAGCGGCAGGGGAAGAUGCUGCUGCAUACAGAAUACUCUCUCCUUUCUCUGCUGCACAACCAGGAUGGUGUGGUUCACCAUCAUGGCCUUUUUCAGGAUCGCGCCUAUGAAAUAGUAGAGGACAUGGAAGCCAACAAAGUUCGUAAGAUGAAGAAGCGGAUCUGCCUCGUCCUGGACUGCCUCUGCGCUCACGAUUUCAGUGACAAGACGGCAGAUCUAAUAAACCUCCAGCAUUAUGUCAUAAAGGAGAAGAGACUGAGCGAGCGUGAAGCUAUUGUCAUUUUCUACGAUGUUGUGCGUGUGGUGGAGGCCCUCCAUAAGAAAAACAUUGUGCAUAGAGACCUCAAGCUGGGAAAUAUGGUGCUGAACAAACGGUAAGUCGACGCUAGGUCACUCAUCCCGCAUUGUCGGUCAAGUCAUGCUGAAUAACGCUGCCUAUUGUGCCAGUUUUGCUGUUUUAGCCUGUUAGUAUUGUUCCUGGUGGCUGACUGGACCCCAGAAUUUGGAUCCAGUGUGUGUAUUAAGCUUUAAACCCACACAGAGGCCACAUUAUUUGACUAUAAGUGAAAUUACACUCAGGAACCUGAAGUCUUGCUUUCUAGUGCUCAAAUGUGUCUGGGUGUUGAGUAACGAUAGAUGAUUCAUUCCCCAUGGUCAGAGUUUUGAAAAUGGACUCUGGUGCCAAACAAAACAAUGAACAUGCCUCUGCUUUGAUCUCAGUGGGAAAGUGUUUGGGUCUGGGGGUGUAUGAGUAAUUUAGUAAUGCACAGAAGACCCUGUUGAGUGCACCUCAGGUCAAAGUGCUGCAGCUCAGAUUAGACGUGCAGGAUGGAAAACUACUCAUCUGUAAACUCCCUCUAACCAACUCAUGCGCAAGGGAUAUGAAAGGCUUGUACAAAUGGUGAGAACCACUCUUCCUCACUGUGAGAAUGUUUCUAAAUUUGGCUGCCAUUUACUUAAUGAAUGCUUAGAAAAGUAUUAAAAUUAGAAUUUGCAUUAAAUGUACAUUGAUUUAACUUUCAAAACAAGUGGAUGAUCUUACAGACUUCAUUUGAACUGUUGAGGGUGUUGCUUUUGUAUGACUGAAUGACUAAAGCUGACGCACACUCACUUUGUUCCUACGCUCACUUUAGCUUGAUUUAUACCUCUUUGUAGAAUGUAUUUUCAACCUACACAAAAAGCCUAUGCCACUGUGAGCAGUUCUACUGUGUUGGUCUGUCAGUUGCUCUUAGAGAGCUACGGCGCUGGUUUGUAUUGGGCUUUCCUUACAGCUUUAGAUUCUUCGUGCAAAAAAAAAAUAAAGUGAUGCAGCAAUCAGAAUUUUGCAGCCAAUUACCAAUCUCCAGUUUUCCAAACCUGUGACCUGCCUAUGCAGAUUUUAGCUGGUUUAAUAUUUUUUGGAACGAUGAUAUAAAAGAUCAGCAA
This is a messenger RNA of Poecilia latipinna (sailfin molly), 1947 nucleotides long. RefSeq names its product serine/threonine-protein kinase 40-like. Bases 271 to 900 code for a protein of 209 amino acids. Lineage: Eukaryota; Metazoa; Chordata; Actinopteri; Cyprinodontiformes; Poeciliidae. Gene Ontology annotation, biological process: protein phosphorylation. Gene Ontology annotation, molecular function: ATP binding; protein kinase activity. The transcript is spliced from 6 exons. The record is from RefSeq and is a predicted model, not a curated record.